Molecule: messenger RNA, 1450 nt
Organism: Magnolia sinica
Lineage: Eukaryota; Viridiplantae; Streptophyta; Magnoliopsida; Magnoliales; Magnoliaceae
Exons: 3
Coding region: 585-1043 (152 amino acids)
Biological process (GO): Golgi to endosome transport; protein localization to Golgi apparatus; Golgi to plasma membrane protein transport
Cellular component (GO): Golgi membrane; trans-Golgi network
Source: RefSeq, a predicted model, not a curated record
AAGCCAAGCGACAGCGAGUGACUCUCUCUCUCUCUGCACUGAGGUCUGAGGGCGAGAUAUCCCUUUCUCCCUCCACCUUUCUCUGCAUAUCUCAGCCGUUCGCUGCUCGCCUUCAGAUUCAGAUCUUCGUCAGUUUCUAUCUCCUUCUCUCCUCUUGAAACUUACCCUUCAAUGCUUGCAACCGUCAUUGAAAUCAGUUAAAGCCGAUGCCGUAAUCAGAGAGAUCGCAUCGUCAGAUCGUGAUUUCUAGGGUUUUUUUUUUUUUCUCUCGAAUUGGGAAAUCCGAUCUCCAAAUCUCCAUCCUGUUCUGGAUCUCUAUCAUUUUCUUUCCGAUCGAUCGAACUCGAUCCGUUUCCUGUUCCCACGGAUUUCUGCUUUCCUGUAUACAAUUCUCUGCUGGAAUGGAGGAAUUCGGUUUUCUAAGCUAGACGCCAGUGAGAGAAUCAUGAACUUGGGGACUCUUGUUCGAAAAAUAAGAUAAAAGAGGUAGAAAUUCGGAGAAUUGGGGAGUUUCCGGAUCGGACCUUUACGGGAAUUCGAGCAUUUUGAGGAUCUGGGUUAGUGGAAAGAGAUUAUAGAAAGUCAUGUUCUAUGGGGCGGUGGUAUGGGAUCCUUGGCUCAUUGUCGGCCAGAUUGUUUGCCUUCAAUGUCUAUACUAUCUUACUCUCGGCGUGUUUUUGUCAAUCCUUGUUGGGUUCCGCGUGUCUCGGAUGAGCCUCAUAUAUUUCUUCGAUUACUCAACCCUCACUGCUUCUACCAUCACCGGCUGGUGUGCCAUUGCUUCAUUUAUUCUCAGCGCUCUUGCAGGGGCUAGCUAUAUGCUUCAUUUGGUUGAGAGGGCUAAGAAGUGCUUAGAUUUUUCGGCCACCCUCUACAUAAUCCAUCUUUUUAUAUGCAUCAUAUAUGGAGGCUGGCCAUCCUCUAUCACAUGGUGGAUUGUAAAUGGUACAGGUCUUGCAGUGAUGGCUUUGCUUGGUGAAUGGUUGUGUAUAAGACGUGAAUUGCGAGAUAUUCCUACGCCACGAUUUCGUUCAAGUGUUUGACCAGAGAAACUUGAUUGUUUUUGUCAUUGCUGACCUUCGCUUCUCCUUGGGGUCAUGAGAUAGCCCAAGUCAAUCUGCUGAUUAUAAUGGUCAUUACUAAAGCUUUAAUCAGAUCUGAUUCCAUUGCCAUUGUCUGUGGAAAACUAUGACAGUUGUGGAGUCUAGAUGAUCAAGAGCAGGACCCGUCUCAAAGGGGUGUUUGAUUUAUGGUUGCAGAGGGGAAUCAUCGCACGUGUAACAUGGUAUUCUAGCUUUCCUGAGGUUUUUUGUUCUUGUUUUAGAAGGCUUAAAAGGCUGGUUGUAGCUUCCAAUUCCACAGAUUCAAUCACAACCAAUAUUUAUAUAAGAUUUGGCUGUUUCUAUUCAUGUCCAUUUAUAUGAUAAACUUGCGAAAGGCUUUUAUUUUU